Molecule: messenger RNA, 447 nt
Organism: Aspergillus pseudotamarii
Lineage: Eukaryota; Fungi; Ascomycota; Eurotiomycetes; Eurotiales; Aspergillaceae
Exons: 1
Coding region: 255-440 (61 amino acids)
Source: RefSeq, a predicted model, not a curated record
UAGCAUGUGGUCUGGACCGCAUAGUACAAACUCCUUGAUCUUCUUGGAUUUCUUCCAAGGUUGACCCUAUCAGUAAUCUUGCUCUCACUCUCCCGUGCCCUAAAAGCGGCUCCGAUCUCGAAGGCUGAUUUUGCUUAGUGUUUCGAUUGGCCCGCGAUCAUCGAUUAUGCAAUCUAGACACUGGCCAAUAUCUCAGCCUAGAUUAAUCCCUUGCGGGCCUUGGUCAAAUAGUAUGCCCCUACCAGACGACUAGUAUGUGCUUGAAGGACAGCAAAACGCUGGAUCCUUCGACCCUCCCUCACAAAGCGUUCAGCUGUCAUCUGUCCGCACCAAGACGAAUCAUGCACGGCUACCGUCGUAGAAAUUUCCAACCAAUCCUAUUGUCCGCAUGCAUCCAAUUAUCCAAUGUCCCCACACUCCUGCCACUUGUUGCAAUGUAGUAUCGUC